Messenger RNA from Trypanosoma brucei brucei TREU927, 822 nucleotides. RefSeq lists its product as hypothetical. The coding region runs from base 1 to 822 and encodes 273 amino acids. The transcript has a single exon. Lineage: Eukaryota; Euglenozoa; Kinetoplastea; Trypanosomatida; Trypanosomatidae. The record is from RefSeq and is a predicted model, not a curated record.
AUGGAAGACAUUCCACAAGAUCCUGAGAGGACCGUUGCUGCUGGCGUAUUUUCCAUCGCUAAUUUUCCCCCACGGGCCCCGAGCCCACCGACUCGCGCCAGACGACAAUUAAUGUUAGCAACUCUAAAGAAGGAAAAAAAAGAAAGAACAGAGGGCCGCGCCAACAGCGUCGGUUUCAAUAGUAGUGAUAACAACUACGCAAGUGAUUGUUGUUACGGCGCUGAACGUAACCAUAACCAUAACCAUAACCGCGACGAUGAUGUCGAUGACGAUGAUGGCUUUUAUUAUUACUUCUCCAAUGGGGAUGAUGAUGGCGCUGGCGGUUGUUGUUGUUGUUGUUGCGAUGAUGUUUUAAUGGCGGAGGAAUCAUGCCGUCGCUCUGGAAGUCGCUCACGUUGGUUUUCGCGUACGGGUUCGUUUGGUUUUACGGGUGGUCGCAUGACUCCUCUCGCGUGGUGUGCAUGUGAAGACGCCUCUACGCUUAACGGAGAUGAGCUGACGGGUGGUCCCGCCGUUGCAACUGCGAGUGCUUCAAUUGGAGUUGCUGAUAUUUGUGCUGUGAGUAGUUGUUCUUCGCCACGGCCAUCAUAUGGACAAGCAUUUGUGCCUCUCGCACGCCGAUGGUUAAAAGAUCCAUCACCUUCCAUACUUCCAUAUCCAAACCCCGGUUACUACAAGCGUAAUCACAAUGGACUUCACAAUCGGAGAAGUAACAGCCGUCAUGGUUAUUGCAGUUGCAGUUGCAGCCGAAGUGGUAGGGGUGAUGGAGAGGCAAUUGCAACCUCGCCUUUAGCAUCCGUGCGUGACUGCGAGAUCACGUAA